CGAUACCAUCGAUGAAAAGUAACAACACUACUUUCAGUCAACUUUAUUAUAAUAUUGACUGACUGAGGUAAAUUGUGUCUAUUAAUUUAAAUCAAUAAUGUCUGGAUUUUUUAAACAAGAUAUGCCACCUCCGGGUGGUUAUCCACCAAUCCAUAUUGAGCGGAUGAAAUCAAAACGAUUUUUAUCAAAUUUCAACCUUUUCUUAUUUGGUGUGGCAGCUUCCAUAUACACCAUCCAUCUUAAACGUAAUAAGUCAAAUUUAAGAACCCUUGGAAAUAUUGAAGUAUCCAAUGCUCUAAUUGCUCUUGAACCAUUUAUCGAGGCUGAACGAGAUAGAAUGUACCUGAAAAACUUGAUUAGAUUGCGAGAUGAAGAAGCCGAAACAAUGAAACGAUUCCCUGAUUGGGUACCAGGAACAUUAUUUGGUUUACCAAGAUACAAGACUUUACCGAAUGAAGUUAACCCAACAGCUGAGAUCAGCGAAUACUGGAUGUUUAGGCCAAUGUAUAACAAACUAGAUUACGUUUACCCUGACAGACAUCUUGUGUAAAUAUUUAAUGUUUUAAUAGAGAUGUAAUUAUUGUUAUGGUUAAUCAUAAUGGUUAAAAUAGCCAUUAAACGCCACUUUUCACCAUUUAGUUAACCAGUCUGGUUACAAAACUACAAAUUUAAUUGCGCGCCAUCUACUGAUUACCUGUUAUUGCAAAGCAUUGUCCAAUAGAUUUUGUCUGCUGUCGAAAUUGCUCCCAUUCAAGGAAAUCAAUAAACUAGGAUAUUUCAAGAAUAUUCCUUAGAAUAAAGAUUGUUUGACAGUUUCAAUCAAAUGCAAUUUCAAGUUUAAUUAUUAAUCUCUUUUCGCCAAUACAUCAGCUUUCACUUUUGUGUUUCAUUUACAAGUAAAUUUCAAAUUCAUUCUAAAAUUUACAAUGGUUGAAUGGCCUAAACACGUGCCCUGUCCAAAGUUUUGGCAGAUAAUAUCUCAUAGACACAAAAAAGAAGCGCUCUUUACCAUUUACAGAAUGGCAAGUUAUGAAGAUUUGUUUAAAUGGAUGGGAACGGUCGAUCCAUUGAGUACAGAGUUUAGAAUGGAAGUGCUCAGGAAUAUUAAAUUUUUCAGGAGAAUUUAUUUAGCAUCUUUAAGAUUUCGUGCAGAUCAUAUAUGGGCUGAAGAAUCGGAAUCUGGAGAACGGAUGGACGAGUUCGAUGAAGAGGUUAUGGCACUGCCUGAUCCAAUUGAAUGGGAUUCUUUAUCUGAAAAUCAACAAAACAUGAUUCUUGGUUACAUUACCACAAUAGAGCCGAACUAUCAAAAAUUACAAGAGGAUCUUAUCAAAGAACAACCAGUGCCCGAUCUUGAAAAGGUCAUGAUGCACGCCAGAUUUGCGAGAUACAUUUACAUUCAAGUGAACAUGAUUAGAGAGAAAAUGGCUAGCGACGAAGAUUUUGCAAAAAUUUACACUUUUUGUUUGAGUGAUUAUUCAAAGGAUGAAAAGCCACCGUUUGGCAUUGUACUCGAUGCUAAGCAUCCACGGGCAAUCGCUCGGCAACGAUGGGAAGAAUAUGUUAUGAAAUGCGAUCCAAAAUGAACUUUAAAACUGAACAAAUAAGUCAAUGUCGACAAUUUUUAAUUGUCGAGUUUUUAGAUCAAAUGAUCAUCUUUAUGAAUUAUUCAUUCACCAUUAAUAAGUAUAAUAAAUAUCUGUACUAAAUUUGCUUUUGA
Tetranychus urticae (two-spotted spider mite) is the source of this 1720-nucleotide messenger RNA. NCBI's taxonomy places the organism in Eukaryota, Metazoa, Arthropoda, Arachnida, Trombidiformes, Tetranychidae. The record is from RefSeq and is a predicted model, not a curated record.